AUGGUGAAGCUGUUGCCAUGUUUCCUGGUGCUCAUCAACCCUCAGUGUUCUUUGCUCAGGAAGGACGAUGGGAAUCCCACAGUGAGGAGGAGUCUGGAGAAGGAAGGGAUUCGCUAUGGGGACAAAGGCAAGCAUUUCCAGGGGCAGGAGCAGGAUUCCUUUGGCGGUGACUUUGAUAAGAAUCAGUCUUUGGUGGGAGAUGUUGGAGAUGUGAACUUGUGGGACUGCUGUCACCAGUUGAGAUUAACAGUGUCUAUCAUGGAUUCCAGCCAUGACAUGACGUUACCUUUAGUCAUCAUGUGUCCUGAGCCUCACUGGUCUGUGACAAUUUCUGGGUCUUUCCUUGUGUUUCACAACCUUGACAGUUCUGAAGAAUUUGGUGUCAGCGAUGGAAUCCACAGAGCCCUUCCAAGAUCUUCUAAAACAAGAAACACGGGCGUUGUACCCUCAGACCUUUUGGAGUUGUGUCCUUUUCAGAAGGGCCCUGGAUAUGCACACAAAGGUCUUUGUGUUCCCCAAGAGUCGGAUAAUUCCUUUGUGACGCUGACUGCACAGCUAACAAAGCCACUUAAGGCCUUGACCGUGUGCCUGCAUGUCUAUACCAAUCUGACCCGGAACUAUAGCCUCUUGUCUUAUGCUGCAAGGCAACAAUAUAAUGAGAUCCUCCUCUUCAAGGGAAAGACUGGUGUAUACAGUGUAUCCGUGGGUGGAGCUGAUGUCUUUAUCAAGCCUCCUAAGAGUUCUCCUGCACCAAUGCACUUCUGUGUGACCUGGGAGUCUACCUCAGGGAUUACAGAGCUCUGGGUGGAUGGGAAGUCCAUGGUGAGGCGGAGUAUGAAGAGGGGAUACUCUUUGGGGACAGAGGCAAGCAUCAUCCUGGGACAGGAGCAGGAUGCAUUUGCUGGGGGCUUUGAUAAAAACCAGUCUUCGGUGGGAGACAUUGGAGAUGUGAACAUGUGGGACUAUGUGUUAUCACCAGAAGAGAUUAGCACUGUCUAUGCUGGUGGGAACUUCAGUCCUAAUGUCCUGGACUGGCAGGCGCUGAAGUAUAAAACACAUGGUGAGGGACUUCCCUGGUGGUGCAGUGGUUAAAUAUCCACCUGCCAGUGCCUGGGACAUGGGUUCGAGCCCUGGUCUGGGAAGAUCCCACAUGCUGCAGAGCAACUCAGCCUGUGCACCACAGCUACUGAGCCUGUGCUCUAGAGCCCGUGAGCCACAACUACGGAGCCCGUGUGCGACAACUACUGAAGCCCACAUGCCUAGAGCCCAUGCUCAUCAACAAGAGAAGCCACCACAAUGAGAAGCCCACACACCGCAAUGAACAGUAGCCCUCGCUCGCCACUAAAGAAAGCCCACGUGCUGCAACAAAGACCCAAUGUAGCCAAAAGCAAACCAACAAAUAAAUAAAGAA
Messenger RNA from Mesoplodon densirostris (Blainville's beaked whale), 1411 nucleotides. Its product is annotated as C-reactive protein-like. Bases 1 to 1092 code for a protein of 363 amino acids. Gene Ontology annotation, biological process: innate immune response. The transcript has 5 exons. NCBI's taxonomy places the organism in Eukaryota, Metazoa, Chordata, Mammalia, Artiodactyla, Ziphiidae. Gene Ontology annotation, molecular function: low-density lipoprotein particle binding; complement component C1q complex binding. The record is from RefSeq and is a predicted model, not a curated record.